This is a messenger RNA of Nelumbo nucifera (sacred lotus), 1333 nucleotides long. RefSeq lists its product as uncharacterized. The record is from RefSeq and is a predicted model, not a curated record. NCBI's taxonomy places the organism in Eukaryota, Viridiplantae, Streptophyta, Magnoliopsida, Proteales, Nelumbonaceae.
UUUUCUUUUGGUAGAAGCCUGAGGAGCAAGUUCUGCGAAAAUUCACUUAUAUAACGUCCUCAUCAAGUUCUGUGGAACUGGGUCAAACAUAUAGAAGCUCCGGCUGCAACAUCCUCCAUGUCUCCUCUUUCCCUCUUUCUAUAACCCCCUUUUAAACCUCUGCGUCUGCUUUCUCUCUUUCUUGUAUUACUUCAUUCUAUCAUUUUUUUUUUCUGGGUUCUUGUAAAUAUAUCGAAACAAGCUGCUGAGAGAGGAUUUUGAGAUCGGGAGAUGGGAUUGUGUAAAGAUGAUAAGUCGAGGAGGGGGGUUUUGAGAGGGUUGAAAACUCUCUUCUUCUUGAUCACGAUGCUGGUGUCUCUUCUUUUGUUCUACGCUCCCGUUCUGCUUGUUCUCGCCGAUACGCUUCUUCCUUCAGCUAUCCUCUCUGUUUCCCUCACUCCUUCCUUCCUUUCGUUUCAGUCUCUCUCUUCCCAUCUCAGUAAUUACGACUUUCGCUACUCUCUCGUCGACAUACCCCUCAUCUCCAUCGUCAGAUCGCUCGUGAUUAUAUGUGUCUACAGCUUUUGCGACGGGCCUCGGCUUUCCCGUGGGCCGUACCUGGGAAUUACAACGCUGUGUUCGUUGUUGUCUCUGGUCGUUGUUUCAAUCAAGGCCUCAUUUGUUUUCGCCGCUCCGGGCAGCCAAGGUUAUCUUAGAGCCGCUGAGGUUGCGCUGUUCACUUGUUCGCUGGCUUUGGCGAUCGGCCAUGUCGUCGUGGCUUAUAGGAUCAGCUGCCGCGAGAGACGGAAAUUGCUCGUCUACAAAAUCGACAUUGAAGCUGUUUCCGCGUGUAAGAAAGCGUUUCCCGUGUAUCAAAAGCGUCUACAGGAGGAGAGAGUCAAGUGAAAACGGAGGCUAAGCUUAUUUUCUGGCAAAUCUCUUGACACGCAUCGCACUCGGUCCCACAUUUUGUUUCGGGUUCUCCGAAGGAGAUGAGAAACUGGAGGGGAGUGAGAGGCCAGGAGUAAAAGCACCGAAGCCGAACAAGAACUGAAGAAUAUCUAUAAUGUACAACAAUGGAGGCCGUAAUCGGCUUAAAUAUUUCAUUUGUUUGAUGUAUAUAUAUAUAUAUAUAUAUAUAUAUAUUACCACGGAAAGAAAACAGAAAAUGUGGUAGAAACUAGAAAGAGCCAGUCUUGUACUACUAUAUCGUGCUUUUAGCUAGUCCAUGGGGGAGCAGAAUUUGGAAUUGGUCCAUUCCAUCAGUUUAUUAACUUUGUAUGAUUGUUCAAACUAGAACCAGUUUGGGGCCAAUGUAUGGGCCCAGGAAAUAAAUGAGCUUUACCUCUUUUCA